AUGUCAUCGCUGAGUGCUUCUUCUGCGCGGAAACGUCCACCCUCCAGGGAGGUGGACACUCCUCUGGUGGACGUCGCUGGCGACGGCGGAGACGACGAUGGUGCGGCGUUGUCAGUGCAGCCGUGUGGCUACAGUUGUUCGUCCGAUCCGGAGCCCGCCACGCUGGACUCACAUUACCCAACUGAUAUAACGAUAAAAUUCGAGAAGAAAGUCUGCAUUAUAGAGUAUCACGAAAAGUCAUUUACUGUUUUUUCUUAUUUCAGUUGCCAAUGUAUAAAUACACAUCUGGAGCGUUUUAAACGUUGUCCAGUUUGCAAUCGGAAUUUGGAUCCGAAUUUGGGCCCUAUCGUCUUUCCUAAUUACACCGCUUGUUCUAUCGUUGAUGCAUUCCGUUUUAAAACCGAACUGUCACGCUCCCUAUCAGCUCACGGGGUGAAUAACAUGAAGAAGGGCGAAGCACUUGUGGAAAUGGCCUUGUUUGCCGAUAUUAACAUGCUGGAUCAUCUGAUGAACUUUCUCAAGGAGCGACGAAGUCGAAUUAGUAGUGCGAACAGUUGGAAAAAUAAUGUAUUGCUAAUGGAGUUUCUCGAUGAAAUGGUGGAACAACGUGAAGCACAGCUAGCGAAAAUCGAGAAAGAAUUAGCCGUUUUACGGAGGGACAAAGCAUCUCUUCAGGUCUCACUAGUUGAAGUGGUUCAGAAAAUUAAAGAAUUUUAUAUGCAGUAA
Molecule: messenger RNA, 726 nt
Organism: Gongylonema pulchrum
Lineage: Eukaryota; Metazoa; Nematoda; Chromadorea; Rhabditida; Gongylonematidae
Source: the annotation of a GenBank genome assembly